Lingula anatina is the source of this 776-nucleotide messenger RNA. Its product is annotated as organic cation transporter protein-like. Lineage: Eukaryota; Metazoa; Brachiopoda; Lingulata; Lingulida; Lingulidae. Gene Ontology annotation, biological process: transmembrane transport. The record is from RefSeq and is a predicted model, not a curated record. Gene Ontology annotation, molecular function: transmembrane transporter activity. Gene Ontology annotation, cellular component: membrane.
GCAACAACUUUAACUUUUUAAGUGCCGCUGAAUAUAUGCUAUUCCAAGUAGGGAGUGAUUUAAUUACAUUGAUAAUUUUUUAAACAGUUAAUUAUUCAAAUUUAAGGAAUCACAUUUGCCUUCUGGAAGAAAGAAGAGAGAAUACAAAUUGUGCUCCAGUGCCUUUGGUGCUGCGUAAAAAUAGGUUCAAGUGAUUAGCCAAAGUUUCGAAGCGUGUAGGCUUAUACGUUUUAAAACCUUCGACAGGUGAAGCGUUUCUCACCUGACAAUGACAGGAGACAGCCUAAGACACACGUCUGAUGACAGUGGGCGACAAAUGGUAGAAUAUGAGGACAUAUUGGUUGAAGUUGGACAAAUUGGAUGGUACCAGCUUUCAAUCGUCCUGAUCAUAGAGACAGGAUGGUGCCUGAACACUGGUAUGGACAUGUUACUCUUGAUGUUUGUUGGAGCCAAUCCCGGCUGGACUUGCCCCGACCCCAGCGCCAUCUACAAUCAGUCUGUGACCAAUUAUUCUACCGGGCUAGUGACAACAGCUACCACACUAUACUAUGUGUAUGAAAAUAGCACAGAGUCUGUCCUGGGAGAUGGGGUUGUUCAAAACGGCUGUGGUGUAGAUAAUAAGAUAUGUCCUGGAUACGUCUUCAAUACAGACUACACCUCCAUAGUCACUGAGGUAACGAAGAUGUAUAUUGUAAAAAUUGCUGAUUUAGAACAAUUACUCUUUGUUAUUACGGUACCUGGUCGAUAACAUUGAUUCAUUAUAUUUAUUCGUCUCA